UUAAGCAGCACGGGAGGGGAGUAGUAAGAACAACAAUAGGAACAGAUAGCUUGCAAAGGGGUCUCAAAGAUAACUUAAUCGCCAGGGAGUUGGUCCUUAUUUGUUUAAACUGUAAAAGUUUUUAAAAACAUACAGAGAGUAAAAGAAAUAAAAGCAGUUUAGAUUAAAAAACCACUAACUAUUAAUGCCGGGCAGAAGAAAGGAAGCUAAAGAAGAUGCUAGUUGAAUGUUGCCAGCGUUUUCCGACUGACUGGGAGAGGAUAAAGAUAAACAAUGAGAAUGUGUACCUUUAAGAGGAAAAAGAAAGCCAGAAGUAACUCAGAUGCACGGCAAGAGGAGUCUCGAAGUUUAGUGGAUCAAUUGAGGGGAGCUUGAAGGGAGAUUAUAUUAUGGUCUUGUUGGGUAAGGUCACUUAUAUCCUCCUUUAGUAUCUAGUGCUGUUGGGAGGGAAUUUGUGAUCAUUGCUUUUCAAGGAACUGCCAAAUUUAAGGAAAUCUUGGUCACGAACAUAAAUACAUCCUUCUUAAGAAGUGGCUGAAAGAAAGAAGCUUCAAAGAUAGUAUAUUAAGGCCAGCACAAUUUCCAGAAACGGGAAGAGGACUGAUGACCAUAAAAACUCUUCAGGAAGGAGAGUUGAUUAUUUCAUUGCCUGAAAAAUGCUUGCUCACUACUCAGACUGUACUUAAUAGUUACCUCGGUGAAUACAUUGUAAAAUGGAGGCCUCCCAUUUCUCCUUUGGUAGCACUGUGUACAUUUUUAAUGGCAGAAAAGUAUACACAAAAGUCUCUGUGGAAACCUUACCUGGAUCUUCUGCCUGAAACAUAUACUUGUCCUGUUUGUUUGGAGCAAGAUAUAGUGAAUCUUUUUCCUGAACCCUUAAGAAGAAAGGCCCAUGAACAAAGAAAACUGGUCCACGAGCUGUAUAUUUCGUCCAAGCGGUUUUUCUUUUCCUUGCAGCCUUUGUUUCCUAAAAAAGUGGAGUCUGUUUUUAACUAUGAGGCCUUCCAAUGGGCUUGGUGCACCAUUAAUACAAGAACAGUAUAUAUGAAACCAGCACAGAAGGAAUGUUUUUCUAGAGAGCCAGAUACAUAUGCCUUAGCGCCAUACUUGGAUCUGCUCAAUCACAAUCCAGCUGUCCAGGUAAAAGCUGGCUUUAACGAAAAUACAAGGUGUUAUGAAAUAAGAACUUUUUCUCCCUGUCAGAAAUAUGGUGAAGUAUUUAUUUGUUACGGGCCUCAUGAUAACCAGCGUCUUCUUCUAGAAUAUGGGUUUGUCACCAUCGGUAAUCCACAGAGCAGUGUGCACGUUGAGAAAGAUAAUCUGCUUAAAUAUCUCUUGCCGGAAGACAAGCAGAAGCACAUGAAACAUACCAUUUUACAAGAGCACAAUUUUUUAGAUAAUCUAACAUUUGGCUGGGAUGGGCCAUCCUGGAGGCUUCUUACAGCUUUGAAACUUGUGUGUCUUGAAGCAGACCAAUUUACAUCCUGGAAGAAAGUGCUGCUUGGUGAUAAAGUUUCAGAGAGAAAUGAAAAGAAGAGUUUGGACCUUGCAAAAGAAAUAUGUAUGUCAUUGAUAGAAGAGACUCAACAAACCCUUCAGAAGGUUUCUGUCCUUAAAACGAAAUACGUGCAUCUUGUAAGCCAGCUAACUUUAGUAGAGACAUUGCAUAUGGAAAAUAUAAAAAUCUUGCGCCUGUCAUCUGAGAUUCUUCAGUCCACUUCACAGCACAACGUUUUGAUCUCCUAGAAACAGAAUUAGAUCUUGGGAUAAAUGUGGCAUGCAGUGGAUCUUGCUGAGCAGAAGCACCAAUCUUGUGAAGUCCUGGAGAGCUGGAUGGAUUAAAGAGACUCUCUGGUCUAGGGACCGGGGGUCCCGGGGGUGAGGUGGUGGCGGCAGGCAGGCAGGGAGACCUCAUAUCCAAACAUCCCCAAGUAACAAAGUCCCUCUUAAUACAGGACUACAGCAUGUAAUUAUUCAUAUUAAUGUUUGUUUUUAACAGAGAGUAGGAAGAUCAAAGGGCACAGUGACUCUGACAAACUGACUGAGUAGUUCAAGGAAAACAAACUGGAGAAAGGUAAUCACAGGGGAUCUUAUGAUCCAUUUUGUGAUCUUGGUGGUGUGCUGUUUAAGGGCACAAAACGUUUAUAUAAGUCUCUCCAGAAUGGUGUCUUUCCACAUUUUCCUAAUGAACUGUGUCCAAAGCUAGUUUCUGGGGCUGUGCUGGGUUUUGUAAAGGAACAAAAAAAACUCCUUCAUCACCUCUGUUAAUAAUGGUGACCUGAAUUUUUCUGUAAUAAAUAUAUGUGUCAUGAUGGGAUCAAGAUCCCAGAG
This is a messenger RNA of Hemicordylus capensis (graceful crag lizard), 2331 nucleotides long. It is a transcript of the gene SETD4, whose product is annotated as SET domain containing 4. NCBI's taxonomy places the organism in Eukaryota, Metazoa, Chordata, Lepidosauria, Squamata, Cordylidae. The transcript is spliced from 10 exons. The record is from RefSeq and is a predicted model, not a curated record. Gene Ontology annotation, molecular function: transcription coactivator activity; histone H3K4 methyltransferase activity; histone H3K36 methyltransferase activity. Bases 604 to 1746 code for a protein of 380 amino acids. Gene Ontology annotation, biological process: peptidyl-lysine trimethylation; peptidyl-lysine dimethylation; peptidyl-lysine monomethylation.